Messenger RNA from Mizuhopecten yessoensis (Yesso scallop), 1768 nucleotides. Its product is annotated as protein tilB homolog. The coding region runs from base 4 to 441 and encodes 145 amino acids. The record is from RefSeq and is a predicted model, not a curated record. NCBI's taxonomy places the organism in Eukaryota, Metazoa, Mollusca, Bivalvia, Pectinida, Pectinidae. The transcript is spliced from 4 exons.
CAUAUGGACACAUCCUUGAUUGAUGCUGAUGUCCAGACCAACUAUGUCCGAGUUACAUUGAAGGGCAAGUUUUUCCAACUGUGUUUGGACGAGGAAGUGAAUGCGGACUCCAGUACAGCAAAGCGGUCACAGAUCACUGGUAACCUGCUGAUCACUAUGCCCAAGGCAAAGCCUAUGUUGACCGCCCCCAAACCAAAGACGACAGUUCAAGAGAAAAACAAAGAAAAUAAAGAAAACAACAAAAUGGAUAAACAGAGCAGAACAAAGGAGGAGAAGUUGGAGGUGGACGCGUCGGUACACAAGACUGUAGAUAUAGCUGGUAUCAUGGAAAACAGUAAAAGAACUGUCCCGCCUCUCGGAUCAAAUGUCCGACGUCCGGCGGUGGAACGUCCAAACAGUGCAGACUUUGUUGACGAUGCAGAUGUUCCCCCUCUGAUGUGAUGUCCAACAACAGUGAUGGAAGACCUCCAUUGUGUAAAUGUUUAUCUCAGCAAAUUGUGUUGAUAAACAAUAGGAACAGAUAAUAAAUAAAGUCCGUAGAUUUCCCCCCUGACUCUCUACAAUGCUAGUGAAUACUGUAUACCAGGACAUUUUUGUCUGGUUAUAUUUUUUCGCCUCUCCACAGUGAAAUCCAUUCUCGCCCAAUAUUAGAUUUACAUUUAAAUUACUAUUAUUAUACAUGAAUGUUAUUUUUUCAAAUGUUCCCUGUAAUAAUAAAUUCCCCCCAAUACAAAAAGGUGAAAAUUAAACUGCAGCGACAAUUUCCCGGUAAACUGCAUUAACGGUCUAAAAAGGUGAUUUUUAAUGAGGGUUUUUUCUAUAUGAGAUUAAUGAAACAAAAUUUCCUUUUAAGCUUUAGUCUGGUGAACUACAAGAAAUUUCUGAGACCAGUACAAAACUCUCACAGGGAAAAAAAUAAAAAUCCUUUUUAUAACAUAAAUAGAUAGCACUGCACAAUGUUGACCAUCAUUUGCAGAAUAGUACCACUGUUUAUGCUGUAAAUUUAAUAACUUUAUUGAGAAAAUGAAGAUCCUGUGUGAAAGGGACCACCAACUAUGUAAGACAAGAGAGACAUAUCAGUGAAUUGUAACAAAAAAAGGAGAGCAGGGCAUUGGAAUAUGUUGGCAGUAAGUGAUGUAAAAAUGAAAUGACUGACAUUAUAUUGACAGUUACUUUAAAAAUAUUCUUAUAAAAGGAAGACAUUGAACUUGGGCAACAUGAUUGGUGGAUAGUAGCCUUAAACAAGAUCAUCAUCACAUCAUAGAAAUCCAUAUGAAAUGAUUACUAUGUGUGUCAUUUGAAUAAUUAUUGUGAAUAUCAUAUGUUUGUAUAUAAUGUGUUAGGGUAUGUAAGGAUGUUGAAUGUUUGUGCCUAUAAGUACACAUGUACUAGAUGUGUUGGACAAUGUAUGUAUGAUCAGUGUGAAGUAUGUGUAUAACAGAUUAAUAGAGUGGCAUGUCUACAGUGUUGUAUCAUUUCAGAUCUGUCCGUAAAUAUUGUACCGUGACACCUGCUCAGUUGAUCAUGAACCUCUCAGAUCAGUAAUUAUAUACUUCAAACUCUCCAGUUUUUAGACAGGAGUAUUGUUAUUUUCAUGGUACAUCCUUCGAGUGUAUUACGGUAUAUAUACAUCAAAUUAAAAAACAUCACUAUAAAGAUACGGUGCAAGAUUUGUGUACUAUUUUAUUAAGACAAAAAACUUGUUUGAAUGUUGAGAACAUAUUUAUUAAAAAUUAAAUAUUGAAAACAUAGCAUUCGUAUUUGAUUU